AUGCCAGCCGCUCACCCUACCAAGUCCGCUUCAACAUCCGCCAAAAGUAAGGAACUCGACGUCGUCACCAACGAAGCCCUCCUUCACCACGACGAAGCCUCGCGCCUGGCCAAGUCAUGGCUAGCCAGCGCAUACUCCUCGGACGACAACGAGGAAGAGCAAGAUGAUUUCGAGAAGACGUUGGCAAAGAAUUCGGGCCAAUACUCAGAAACAGGUGGUCUAGGCUACCAAGAACCCACCAAUUCCUCAGGUGCAGCCACGCGCGGGACUGACCCGGCAACGGCAUUCUUACGCAAGCAACUACUCGGUCGCAGCCAGCGUACCACCGGUCAUAACCAGCAUACAUCCGCAAGACCGCAAUCCCGACGUGGCGCACCCAAGCGUGAUGACAGCGACGAUGAAGACGAAGGUCGAUCCGGACUAGGCAGAGGGAAAGGAAAAGCAGGCAAGAACAGACCCGCAGAAACAAAGACACCCAAGAUUGCCAGUCCGAACAACCCAGCAAAUCAUGCGGACACAAGAGCAGACGCUGGGGAAGGCCAGCAGGAAACCACAGUCCCUGCCCCCAAAGCUGCCAAGAAACGUGGUAGCAGUUACCUCGACGAAGUCCUAGCAUCUCGAGCCGCGAAGAAGAAAAAGAAGUUCAACAAGGAUAGCGCCGAUUGA
This is a messenger RNA of Exophiala viscosa, 666 nucleotides long. RefSeq lists its product as uncharacterized. NCBI's taxonomy places the organism in Eukaryota, Fungi, Ascomycota, Eurotiomycetes, Chaetothyriales, Herpotrichiellaceae. The record is from RefSeq and is a predicted model, not a curated record. The transcript has 2 exons. The coding region runs from base 1 to 666 and encodes 221 amino acids.